UCCAUUGGUAAAUCCCAAACCUGAACGCACUACAAUCUUGCGUCUUCCCUUAUCGUUCAUAGACCAGAACUCUCUUCCAAUGCCAUUCGUGUGGCAGUCGAGCGCGUGUUAAGACCUCCUUGAGAAUGAAUUAUUUAAGAGUUCACUAUUAUAAUGUUCCACUCUAAAUCACAGGCAAAAUAUUCCAGAACGGAAGAAUAUCAUCCAUAAAGCCAAGAGGUCGCUGGUGCCAUAAGAUAAUGCUCUUAUCGGUUAUCGUUUGGGGGCGGCACAAAAUCACGAAUUAAGUGUCGUUAAACUUAACUUUUGGAUAUGCAAACAAACUACUGAUACACUUUAUGGCAAUAGCUGGAGGAGAACACAACCGAGCGGAGCGACCACAGGCCCAAAUAUUUGCAGAGCCAUAUAGCCAGCCAUAAAGCGUGUGACAAAACCAGAGACGAUGACGAUGGCUGCGACUGGGAGUACGGCUACGAGGAGUACGAGACCCGUGAAGGUCUGUGGGGAAAACAUGUUUAUGCAUAUGAAAGCCGCCGGCCGACGCGUCCGAUAAAGAGUUGGGGGGCCCGUGAGAUUAUGCUGGCCAUCGGUGGAUAUAUAAACCCGAUCCCAAGCAGCACUCAACCACAGUCCAACGACACCUUCCAAUCAGCAAACACAACCAAAACAAAACCCAAUCCGAAACCAUGAAUAAAGUGUUUCUCCUGCUAGCUUUGGGUCUGGCCAUCUGCCAGGCGGUGCCUCUGGCAGUGUCGUACGACGAUGAGGAUGACACGGAGGUGGUGGAGCUGCCGGGAAAUGGAAUUGAAGAGGAGCCAGCACCCGUCCUGGGCAAGGACAUCAUUGAUUUGACGCCCCUGGGCGCAUCGCUGUACGGGAUGCCAGACCAGGAGCUGACGGCCGUUCUUGUGGGCAACUUCAGUGCUGACUCCGAUGAGGUGAAUCCCGAGGAGCUGGGCAGCUACCUGGAGGGCGACAUACUCGUGCCUCAGUCGGAUUUGAUUAUGAAGAACGGCCUGCCCACCCAGUCCUCCCGCUGGCCCCAGGGCGUGGUGCCCUACGAGAUCCGCGGCAACUUCAAUGCCCGCGACAGGGCCACCAUCGAGAACGCCAUCGCGGAAUACCACCGCCGCACCUGCAUCCGCUUCGUGCAGCGCAGCUCCCAGCGCGACUACAUCUCCAUUGUGAGCGGCAGCUCCGGCUGCUGGUCCUCCGUGGGACGCGUCGGCGGCAAGCAGGAGGUGAAUCUCCAGAGCCCCGGCUGCCUCAGCCGCCCCGGCACGGCCAUGCACGAGCUGAUGCACGCCCUGGGCUUCCUGCACGAACAGAACCGCAUGGAACGCGAUGGCUACGUGGCCAUCCAGUACGGCAAUGUGCAGUCGUCGGCGAUGAACAACUUCGAGAAGGCCGCCCGCACCGAGGCCUUUGGCGUGCCCUACGACUAUGGCAGUGUGAUGCACUACUCGAAGAACGCCUUCUCCAUCAACGGACAGCCCACCAUUGUGCCGAUGCAAUCCCAGGGCGCUGACCAAAUGGGCCAGCGCAAUGGCUUCUCCGACCUGGACAUACAGAAGCUCAACCGCAUGUACGACUGUGGAUCGGUGGGCGCUGGUCCCUCCUUCCCAGCCUCGCCCAUCACUGCUCCUGGUGCCGUUCUUGCACCUGCUCCCGCUGCUGGCAGCGGCAAUCCCAUUGUGGACAGCUUCCUUGGUGGCCUCAUCAGCGGCUUGGGUCUCGGAGAGGAGGAGGAACAGAAGCAGGCAUCCACCCAGUAGUCGGACAAAUGAUCCAAGAUCCAAUGAACCAACAGAAUCUACUAGCUCUAACGAAUCAUCAACGCACGAAACUAUUUAAUGCAUCUCCCACAUACCCA
Molecule: messenger RNA, 1873 nt
Organism: Drosophila subobscura
Lineage: Eukaryota; Metazoa; Arthropoda; Insecta; Diptera; Drosophilidae
Product: high choriolytic enzyme 1
Exons: 2
Coding region: 687-1775 (362 amino acids)
Biological process (GO): proteolysis
Molecular function (GO): metalloendopeptidase activity; zinc ion binding
Source: RefSeq, a predicted model, not a curated record